AUGGGUGGAAGAAAAGACUUCAGAGUAAUGUACUUUGCAUUCAUAAGAUUCAGAGGAGUAGAAGAUGUAAAGGCUUUAGAAGAUAGGCUGCAGAGUAGCAAGUUUGGAGACUUCUCGCUACAUAUCAACCUAUCUAGACACAAGAGGAAAUCCGUAGAGAAAAAACAAGACAUCAAUCACCACCCUCGCCAAAAAAACUUCCCUCCACCUCCGGUGAGUAAUGGAAUGAGAAACCAACGGUCUUAUGCACAAGAUACGGGAGGUCUAAAAGUGACACAGCCGCUGAACAAUCUUCCCAUUACCCUCAACUCCAAAACACUGAUGAAUGAAUGGAUAGAUAAAAAGACUCUAAUAGGUGAAGCACAUAGCUUCGACCAUAAUGGUAACCUCCCUGCAUCCUUGUUAAUGAAUGAAGAAACCAAAUAUUUGGGAGGCCUAAGUAUUGCUUUGGGGUUUGGCAACUCGAUGGAAGCUAGAUAUUUCCUGGAAGAAAAAAACAGAUGGAAAGAUUGGUUCAAGUGGAUGAUUUGUGCAGAUGAGAAGGAAUUGCCAUAUGUCAGAACUGCUUGGAUGAAAAUCCUUGGACAUCCAUGA
This is a messenger RNA of Lactuca virosa, 594 nucleotides long. NCBI's taxonomy places the organism in Eukaryota, Viridiplantae, Streptophyta, Magnoliopsida, Asterales, Asteraceae. The record is from the annotation of a GenBank genome assembly.